Molecule: messenger RNA, 6344 nt
Organism: Dreissena polymorpha
Lineage: Eukaryota; Metazoa; Mollusca; Bivalvia; Myida; Dreissenidae
Exons: 5
Coding region: 347-2734 (795 amino acids)
Source: RefSeq, a predicted model, not a curated record
CAGUUACAUAUACGGUUAGGAAGAGCAUUUUAAGCUGAUUUGGACAUAAUCGUCAAAUCCCUUUAAAACCAUUUUAUACGAGACAUAUUUUCCUUUAUUUCUCAUUCUUUAUCAUGAAAGGAGUAACGUCAUGCAAUACUCGCUCGGGUAGACAAACAAUCGACUAUUUUAUGUCUACUUAAACACGUCUGCUAAACAUAGCUAGCGGAGCGGAUCGCGAAGUGCUAUUCAAGUUAGCUUAGUCCGUACUACUUCAAUACAUUUCGAAUCGUUGUUAAAAUGGGCGAGGUUUAGUGGAUCUUAAAAUAUGUGUUUUCGGACUUCCUGAUUCGGAUUUUGAAACACCAUGCUAAGGGGCCGUCUGCUGAUACCGCUAGGGGUCACGCUCCUUCAGAUCGGCUCUGUGGCGGCUGCAGCGGAAGACGGGGGAGUGAUUGCCGCCGCCGUCGUUAGUGGGGUUCUCUUCCUUUGCCUUGUCAUCGGCAUCGCGUUCUUCUGUUACUACAAAUAUGGCGGAACAAAACGCCCCGAAAAGCGCCAUCAACGCAGACACCGAAAAGACCGUCAUGUUGUUUACAACGGGCAUGCAUAUCCACCUCCACCGCCGCCAUAUUACGACCCGCGGCUACCACCGCCUUACGCCAUGAACGGUUACGUGAAGAAGGCACCGGCGAACCCUCCGUAUCCAUCAGCGUUCGUUGACUCACCGCAUGUUACUGCUUACAGUCAUCCCCCAUAUUCAACAUACCACGGACCACCACCGGCAAUUAUGCACCACGAGCGACGGUCUGUGGGAACCGUUUCCGGUCCGCCGCCUCCUAUAGUGAUUCCACUCGGAACGAUUCCAAUAAGGGCGGACCCGAGACCGGUUAUUCAUAAAUCAAAGCGGAAAAAGAGAACAGGGUCGGGAGAAGCCGGUGAGGAUCGGAAAUACUCGACGGACAGGCGAUCGGAGAACGUACCCCACGAGUUUGUCGUACAGCAGUCGUAUGACGGAAUACCAAUUAUCAGGCCCGUUAUUUAUAUUGACGACGACGACGAUGAUAGCAGACCGAGGGCGCGAUCCAAAUCCCGCGAAGGCCGAUAUAAGAAGAGAACCAACGAUAAUCAAUCUCCGAAAAUAAGGGAGCUGAAUCCGGAUACCACAGAGGUCAAGGCUACAGCAGCAGAAGACACGGAAGUUGUCAUUGAGCGCAGGCCGAGGUCUAGAUCGCGGACCCCGCCUCCAAGCCGUGACGUUACUUCCGCCCUACAAUCACGUGCGAUGUCGGAGGCAGACGACUUCAAUAAACUGCGUCGCUCCACUAAGGGUGCGUAUGAAAGUGACUCUGAGUCUUCAAAUGCCCCUUCUUUCCGAUGGGCCCACGCUGAGCCGGCCCCGGAACCGGUUGAGGGUGACGUCAUGUUCUUCCCAUCAGGAACGCUAGUUGACACCCAACGUCACGACUCCAAGACGCACGAGCCUUUGAACACGAGGAAAGACGACGACUACGUUUAUACUCAAGUGAUUAAGGCAUCCACUCGCGAAUCUGUUGUCCGCAAAGAUGAUACAGAUAAAGAUGGUGUCUACGGAUACACUCAUGUAAUUCGCUCUUCAACGAAAAAUACGGGCGAGGGACCCAAGGCAUCCACUCGCGAAUCUGUUGUCCGCAAAGAUGAUACAGAUAAAGAUGGUGUCUACGGAUACACUCAUGUAAUUCGCUCUUCAACGAAAAAUACGGGCGAGGAACCCAGUCGAAAUAGUCCCGUUGCGGUUGCAGGUCCAAGUUCCGCAGGUGAUGAAGGAUACGAGGUCCCUAUCCGGCGGUCUGCAAAGGGGCCUUCGUAUGAGACGGAACACGGGAUAGGGCGAACCGGAAGUAUCGGGAACAUCGGCGCCUCCAUGUCCGACCGUCUACAGUACUUGGUGGAAGACGGCGAGAAGUCGCGGUUUACUAAAUACAACGCGGGCGCUAUAAACUUUGGGGACGACGAUGUCGAUGAUGAUGAAAUCGAUCCUGUUCAGUUGCGCGUAAAGCGCACGGAAACCCCGCCAACAAUAAUUCCACGCGAUAGUUUAUAUUCAACAUCUAGUAAGCGUCCGGCUACUCCACCAAGCGAUAUACCGCCGUCCGCCAGAGAGUCAACGGAAGUUCCACCGCUGAUCCUACCUAAGAGCACAGUGGUGUCUCCUCGCGAGCCCUACUCCUCCUACCGCCCGAGCACGCCCCCGAACGAUAUACCAUUCACCCCACGACCUCCUACUCCUCCCCUGCACUUCAGCUCAAACGCAGCGUCAUCCAAUCAUACCAACAGACCUAAAACCCCUCCAUUUGAUGCUCCGGAAACUGCAAGGUCCGGUCUUGCUUCUCAAGGGAACGUUCUCAACAGGUCGUUAGCCGUGGAGCCGACAACGGGUCAGCCGGGAUCAUUUCAAGCCAGACAGCGACUAAUAGAAGCUCAUUUACAGAAGAACCAGAGUGGUCCGGCGCCCUCUAAGCCCACGCCGAGUACAUCCGCCGCGCAUCGCGCCGAACCAACCCCAGUUGCACCAAAGCCUUAUGUUCCGUUAGUGCAUGUUACCCCCCGGGGUGAUUCCACCGGCACCACCCCCACCGCCGCUACCAAAGUAGGUCACGCGGAAUCUGACUUUUUCUCGCCACACUUAUGUGCUGACUAUAAUGGUUUUUACCUUUUAAGUCUCAUGUACUGCAUUUAUUAUAGCGCAUACACUAAAACAACUCAUGUACACUGAAAUUCUUAAAUUUGCGUAUUAAAUUAUAUUCAUUAUUAUCAGUCGCAGUGAUGAAAUGGUUAUGGCGUCCGCUCUCCGUCCGAGAGGUCCCGAUAACGCUCCCCAUUCUAAAAAUCCUUCCGAAGACACCAAGCACUUUUUUAAAACCAGAAAACGGAUUUGAGAGGAUCUGUAAAAGCCAGUUGAUUUAUAGACAAUUUAGCAACCCAAAUAUGUUUAAUCUUAAAAAUAUUUAUCGAUGUACGCAAAAUGAUUAUACUUAAAUAGAGUAUUCGCUAUUUGUGCACACUUUUUUUUUAACGUAUGGCGCCAAAAUCAUUCGGCGGAGGAUCUCUAUACAUCUGCGUGUAAUUAAUAUUGGACUGGUGUUCAAUGUUCAUUUAUAUUUAUUUAAGCUACUGUGCCUUUUUUUACACCCAAAUGAUGAUCGCGUAUUUAGUUUAUGGUGCAUAGAACGUUCUAAAUGUAUAAUCAAUACAUUCAAGUACGAUUGCUGGGUUAAAUGCGCUCAUAACAAGAUGGGAUUGUUAAACCAAUCUGUUUUUAUGUGCAAAUUAAUAAUGUCAGAUCGGUAUGCUUUUCAAUCAAAGACGUCUGUUCUUGUGUCUAUGCAUGCUAUUUAUCAUAUCGAAUAAUACUUGUUUUGUUAAAUUCUCAAAAUGCAUUCUUAUUAAAUUCUACAUUUCGCUCGUUGACGUUUAAAUAAAUUAAAAUGUAUUCUUUGUAUGUAAAAAGUGCUCUAUCCAGAAUCAGAUAUUGUUUGAUUUAUGCUUAUACUAAUUUAUAUAUAUUCUACAGUUGUAAAUGUUACCUGGAAGUGGUUUAUAAUGUUUGUAUAGAUUUUUUUCCGAAUGUAUGUUAAGGCAAUCUUCGUUUGUGUGUGUGCUAUCUAAAUUUGGAUGGUGCCUUAAAUGUGCUUUCCUUAGUAUAAGUUUUUCUCAAAAUACUUGUUUUACUUUUGCGAUUAGCUUUAAAAGCAAAGGCAGAUAGUUUAGGCGGCUCAAAUUAUCAAUUCCUAACUAGUAUCUGUUAAUUUUCAAAAAAAGGAAGGUUUAUGCACUGAACAACUUUUCGUAUUGGUUACUUGACUAGUGAACACACUUCGUAAAGCGAAACCAUUGCAGCCAACACUACAUAUGAAUCGAAGAAACACUAAUCGCCUAUUGAGGUAAUUUUGAAAAAUAUCAUAGGUCAUGCGAGUUCUAUGCUGUAUUUAUAAUAUCCCUUCAAUUCAAAGUCACAAAGUACAUGAAAUAAGUGUUCUUAGAUAUCUUAAUGAUAAAUGCGCGAGCUUCAAGUGCAGUCUGACAUCGAUCUCUUAUAAUACAUUUCAUGUGAGUGUUAUUCUACACUCUGAGGUGAAAUACGACUGUCUCCAAACAUAACCUCUUUUGUAUUGGAUCACGUUUGGUCAAAACUAGGUAACCAGUUUAAAUCUUAGAAAUCUUAUGCAUUUUUUUUAGCUCGACUAUUAUAUAUGAAAUAUAUAUAGUGGAGCUAUCCUACUCACCGCGGCGUCGGCGUUAGCGUUCCCGUUAGCGUUAGCGUGCAAAUGUUAAAGCUUGCGUACCACCCCAAAUAUUUUCAAUGUCCCUUGACAUAUUGCUUCCAUAUUUUGCAUACUUCUUUACCAACAUGACCCCAACCUAUAAACAAGAGCAGACAACUGUAUCAAGCAUUUUGUAAGAAUUAUGGCUCUUUUUCACUUAGAAUAUGCAUAUUAUUGAUAAAUCUAUGUUAAAGUUUGCGUACCACCUCAAAUAUUUUCAAUGUCCCUUGACAUAUUGCUUUCAUAUUUUGCAAACUUCUUUACCAACAUGACCCCAAUCUAUAAACAAGAGCAGACAACUGUACCAAGCAUUUUGUAAGAAUUAUGGCAAUUUUUUCACUUAGAAUAUGCAUAUUAUUGAUAAAUCUAUGUUAAAGUUUGCGUACCACCUCAAAUAUUUUCAAUGUCCCUUGACAUAUUGCUUUCAUAUUUUGCAAACUUCUUUACCAACAUGACCCCAAUCUAUAAACAAGAGCAGACAACUGUAUCAAGCAUUUUGUAAGAAUUAUUGCCCGUUUUCCAUUUACAAUAUGCAUAUUACUUUAGUUACAUUGCCAUAACUUCUUUAUUUAUGAUCAGAUUUUAUUAAUACGUUGACAAAACAACACUUACCUGAAUACCACAAUGGAUUCCACCCAAACAAUACCCCACGCCCCAACCCAGAAUCCCUGCCCCCCCCCCCCCCCCCCCCCCCCCCCUCACCCCCCAAACAUUUUUUCUUUUUUUCUUUCCUUUUUUUUAUUUUUGAAAGAUCAUCUAAUAAAUGACCACACCCCACAUUAUACCCCCCUCCCUACCCCCCCACAAUUUUUUUCUUUUUUAUUUAUUUACUUUAUUUUUGAAGGACCGUCCAAACUUUCCACCCAAGCUAUUGCUAUCAAACUUGAAAUAAAAUCUAUUUAGUUUGUUUUAUGUCUUUACAAAUGUUCAAUAGAUUGUGGAAAAUAUACCUGAACUAUUACCUUGACCUUAUUGAAUAAUUUGAACAAUUACCCCAUGAUGGCUUACGUUAUACUGUCAAGCACUCGAAUAGUCCAGCGCGCUGUCCUCUGACAGCUCUUGUUUUAUACCUUGUUAUCACUCUAGAGGACACAUUUUUAUCAAGAACUGGAUGAAACUAAGUCAUGAUAUUUAUCUUGCUAAUAUACAUAUGCUGAUAUUGAAUCUGGGUCAAAUGUUGUCAAAACUUAGGACACCAUCUUAUAAACAAUUAUGACCACUCUUGAAGCCACAUAUAUCGAAAUAUAUGGAAAUCUUGUUGAAACUAGGUCACCAGGUCAAACCUAAGAAAACUUGUUACCACAAAACAUACCACAUUUAUGAAUCGAUCUUGAUGAAUUCUGAUGGUUAAAAUGUUUAACUUGUUAAUAUUUAAACCUAAUUUGAAGCUGGGUCAAUUGAAUAAAAAAAACUAGAUAAUUAGGCCAAAUAAUAAAAAAUGCCGUAUUCAUACUUUUAUUGCAAGUAGCCUAUUUUCCAUUUGCGAAGGACCUAAUUAAUUUUUUUAAAAAGUUUUAUGAAGAGCGGAUGUCCCAAAUGCAACUUGACACCACAAUAGUUUAUAGUGAUACUUAUAAAUCUUUUUAACAAAUUGUUACACGAAUCGAUAGGAAAAUACGACAAAUUAAUGUGGACAAAAUUAUUUAAUUUCGUCGAUUCAAUUUUGAGAAAAUAACUGUUUUAGUGACUAAUCAGAAAAGUUGUUGCGUGUUUAUCAUUUUUGAUUGCAAUUUUAUGUUAUUUUUGACAUGUUCUGCAUAUGUUUUGUUGCUGUUUUUGUUUUGUGUUUAAUAUUUUAGUUUAUUGAUAUGACUUAUAUUUUGUUUACUGUUGCGGUGUUGCUUAAGGACAUGUUUAACAUGUAUUUUCUUGCGAGCAUAGUUUGCCAGACGGGCUUUAUAUUAAGGGUUUUUGAAACACUGACAAUUGUAGUUUGCUAUAUUCAUUUGCAAAUAUAAUCGACAUACAUUCAUUUAUUAAAAUAAAUGCUGUAAACUAUUCUAUAGAACAUACAGAACUGUAAACACAAUUUAUACGUAAUAAAUUUUAUUAUAUAAAUGA